This is a messenger RNA of Symbiodinium pilosum, 437 nucleotides long. NCBI's taxonomy places the organism in Eukaryota, Dinophyceae, Suessiales, Symbiodiniaceae. The record is from the annotation of a GenBank genome assembly.
AUGCCGCCAACCUACCCUGACCCUAAGCCUGAGAUGAUGCGCCUUUCUUGUUCUCUUCCAUUCGAACCUGAGAAGCGCCAGGAUGCUGCAAAGCUCUACCGCGUCCUCUCGCACCGGCCGCCAGUCGGGAGCCGAGAUAAAAUGGGCCGUCUUGAGUGUGUCCAAAUGACCAUGCAACAGCGAAUACUUGGCUUCGGAGCCUUCCUGUUGCAGUACGUCGUGGCCGUGGUUGUGCUGCUGAUGGCGAUCCAGCUCAUACUUGCCAGCACGACACCUAUAGCUACGAUUGGUAAGCUGUGGGUGGUUUUCACGACUCUGGACUUUGACAAUUACCUUUGCAACUUUAUCCUCUUCAUCUUCGACUGCGAGCAUGCCUUCACUUGGGAGGCAAAGCUCCAGCGCCGAUCGGCGCGGCGGCUUGGCCCGCAACCUUUCAG